AAAUACCGACCAACACCGACUGUACCGUGCUCCAGUAGCAAGUGUCACAGAGUGCCAAAGAGAGAUCUAUACAUUCAGCUCCUUCUCUACUCAACGUAACUUAGUCCCGGUUUAAUUCUCUUUUGACAUUUAACGUUGCGUUUGACGUUUAUCCACGCUUAUCUAACAAUGUAUGUACAAAAAAUGAGUACUUACGGGUGCCAAAUCGAAAAGCUUCAUUCUCGUUGUUAGUAAGAGAUAUCCUCGCUAGGAUUUAUUAACAAAAACAUUAGGAUAUACAAUAUACAAUGGAAGGUGAAAAUUUGAAAGUGGUGUAAUAAACGAGAGAUUACGAUAAUUUCUAAAGAAAUAGCUAGUCUUAAAUGUCGAGAUAUAUACGCGGGCGGUAUAAGCCAUGCUCCUUUCCAAUAUAAUUCUGAUGGUGUGAACAAAUGUGAAUAUUUUAUGAAGCGACGAUUACGAAGAAGAGAGGAUCAGUAUAACGUUAAAUGUAUGUGAAGCUGCGUCGAAUUUAAAAUGCCAAGCUCGUAUUUAUAUGCCAUUAAUAAUGAAGGACGUGUGUUUGGAUUGUCAACGUCCGGGAAUAUGUGGCGUGAAUUUAUGUACCUUGGACUUGAAUUUAAACAAUUGUCAGCUGUACCACAUUUUAUGUGGGCCAUUGGUGGCGAUCGACAAGUUUAUGUUCACGUUCACGGCCUAGAUGUACCGAUUAGGAUUAAGGAGGAAAUAUAUGAAAAUGAGCGAUGGUUGCCUUUGGAGGGAUUUUCCGGAAGAUUACUUCCAACCGAUAGAUAUAAUUUUUCCAAUCAAGAUGGUACAGUCGAUCGUAGUAGAGAUAAAGUAAAGUUGCCAUCGAUGGCGUGGCAAUGGGAAGGUGAUUGGCAAAUAGAAACUACAUUAGAUGGUCAACCACUAGAUCAUGAUGGAUGGACAUACGCAAUUGAUUUUCCAGCUACGUAUACCACAAAGAAGCAGUGGAAGUCUUGCGUAAGAAGACGCAAAUGGGUGCGUUAUCGAAGAUACAGUGCUAUGAAUUCAUGGUGCGCUAUCGCACCUCUACACAAAGAUCCAACCAAGGAACCCUUUAUUGAUGUAGCUGUGGGUGGAAAUCAAAUGCCUGGAAGUACUUCUGGUGGUUUAGUAGUCUGGGCAGUAACAGCUCAUGGAAGGGUCAUGUUCCGCGUUGGAACAAGUACAACCUGUCCCGAAGGACAAAGAUGGAGCUCCAUUAAGUUGGGAAAUGGCUAUGAAGUAUGUCAAAUUAGUGUCGGGGCGACUGGUCUUGUUUGGGCUGUGCUUAUGGUAGGCAAAGCAUUAGUUCGUACGGGCGUAACAAGAGACAAUCCAAUGGGUGAAGAUUGGUCAGAGGUGGAACCACCGCAAAAAGAUUUGAGAUUGAUACAAGUUAGCGUCGGUACUGAUGCUGUAUGGGCUGUAACACAUGAUGGUGGAGUGUGGUUUCGAAAGGGCAUUCAAGGCGAAAUAAGCGGUGUUUGUGAACAAUUGGCUACUGGAACCGGUUGGGUUGAAAUGUUGAGCAAAAUGGCACUUGUAUCCGUUGCUCCAAAUGACCAAGUAUGGGCUAUUGGUUGUGACGAUCGAUGCUUGUAUUAUCGUACUGGUAUCACACGUUCCGAAUUAACUGGGAAACGAUGGAAAUUAAUAAACGCGCCGCUACAAUUGAGUAGAGCAAGUAGCAAUGCUAGUUUGUCAUCCAGCAACAGGCAUAGUACAUGCGGCACUCCACAACAACAACGUCAUCAGAGUUGGAGUUCAUUGAAUCGCCCUCACAGCACUGGUGAAGGUACUAUGUUAAUCAGAGAAUGGGAAGAGCAAUCGCGUUCGGCACCAACACCCACAUCUCUGAAAUUGUGGCAACGUACUGGUGACGGCGUAUCCGCAAAGAAUAUUCAACAAACAUCUUUCCAAGAUAUAUACCUAAAUGAAGAGAAAAAGAAAUCUGCAAAUUCUAUGGACACGAGCGAUCUGAACGAAGCGAGUGUUGCAAGUAUAACCAUAUCUAACGAAUCUUUAGCGAAAAGUGGUGAAUCGAUCGUCGUCUCGGGAAAAGGGAUGGGCAGUACUGUCAAGAUUAAUCCUGCUGCUUGGAGUCCUGUUCAUUCCGUCGGUUCCAUGGUAGGCGUUGAAGCACAUCCAGAAACAGAUGGAAGUGUAUUUGAUCCAGAUUUGACUGGAGACUCUGGAGUAUACGGCGAAGAUGAAAGCGCGGGGAUAAUAUAUUGGGCUGAGUGCGAUGUGAUGUGGUACAAAGUAGAAGCUGGGGCAUGUUUUGUUGAUCCAACAAAUCCGCCAAAAUGGAUUACCGAUGGCAACGGUACAACACAAGGGGAAUUAGGAGAAUUAUGGAGAAUAAACAUCUUAGAUGAAUUAAAAGCGAGAUUAAAGAAAAUGCCAUUUGAUUCUUCAAUAACAUAUGAGAAAGCAAUUGAAAAAUCAUCUUGGGUAAAGAACGGCGAUGCUAAAUGUAAAAUUAAAAAUGGCAGCUUGUAUGAAGAUUGUAAGAUUGAAUUAGAAUGGAUAAGUAGCGAUAUUGGAUCGUUAGAUUCCGGAACCUUAAUAAUAUUAAAUUCAGACGGUAUAACAAGCAUAAUACAAUUUCCUGUCUCGGAGAUCACAUGUGUUGUUUGCUGUAGUGAGCCAGGUAAUCCAAGAAUAGCGAUACAUACUCCUAAAUUAAAUCGUACAAAAGUAAUUAGAUUACAAUUCGCAAGUGAUACGGAGAUGGAAGACUGGUUGGCGCAUUUAACUUCAGUAUCUUGCCAGAUAAAUAAUGUAUAUGGUAGACCUGGUCCGAACUCCAUUUGGACCACAACUGCGUUAGGUGAUGUUUAUGUAUUUGAUCCUGCGAUUGCAGAGGAAUGCCAAUUAUCCGAAGACGGAUACGUACAAGAAAUCGAUGUUGCUGGUAAAGAUCUACCGUUUGAAAGCAUAUUACAAAAUGGUUUCGGAUACGGUAGUACUUUAAAAAUUACAGUAUGCGUUCACGAUGACGCUGACAGAUUGUCUUUUAAUCUCGUCUGUUAUACUACGACAUUCGUGAAACAAAAAACUGUGACAGACAGUCAUGACGUCGCUUUGCAUUUUAAUCCAAGACUCAAAGAAAAUAUUAUUGUACGGAAUACAUAUCAGAAUGGUCAAUGGGGAGAUGAGGAAAGAAAUGGAGGUAGUCCAUUGAAAGCAGGCUGUGAUUUCACAUUAUAUAUUGUUUGCGAAGAAUGCGGUUAUAGAAUUCGUAUUAACGAUAACGAAUAUACUUUUUAUAGUCACCGAUUACCUCCGACCACUAUUACGCAUUUACGUAUCAAGGGAUUGUUGACUUUGUGUAAUAUUACAUAUAAAUCUACUUCCAUAAUUGUUGAACCUAGCACAAUGUUUUGGAGACAAAUUGGUGGGCAUUUAAAGAAAGUUGAGACAUGUUCUGUAGGUGUCACUUGGGGUAUCGGCUACAAUAAUACCGCUUGGGUAUAUACAGGUGGUUGGGGAGGUGCAUUUCUCAAAGGCCUGGGAACUAGUAAUACUGGAAUAAAUACGAUGGUGGAUACGCAAAAUUAUUAUGUGUAUGAAAAUCAACGUUGGAAUCCCGUAACUGGAUAUACCGCGCAUGGACUUCCAACGGAUCGUUACAUGUGGAGCGACGCAACUGGACGACAUAAAUGUACGCGAGAGCAUACAAAAUUAUUGUCUAUGCAUUGGCAUUGGGUGUCAGAUUGGAUCGUCGAUUUUCACACACCCGGUGGUGUUGAUAGAGAUGGAUGGCAAUACGCUACUGAUUUCCCGUCGCAAUAUCACGGCAAGAAACAAUUUACCGAUUAUGUUCGAAGAAGGCGAUGGUUUAGACGAUGUCAACUAACAACUAGUGGACCUUGGCAAGAAUUGGGAAAUACCAAACUCGUUCAUGUCUCUUUAUAUGCAACUGGAGAACCUGGCACAGAUAGUCCUAUUCACGUUUGGGCAGUUGCUGCAAAUGGUGAGGCUUUAUUCAGACGAGGUGUUUCAGAAUCUUGUCCAAUGGGAGUAUCGUGGGAGCAUAUACCGAGUGAUCAGCCCCUAAUUAGUAUAUCGUGUGGUCCGUGUGGACAAGUUUGGGCUGUUGGAAAGAAUGGCUCGUCCUGUUGGAGACUAGGCAUUAGUGCUACAAAACCAACUGGUAUACAAUGGCAAAAUGUCGAACCACCUUCAAGUGCUCAGUUGAAACAAAUUUCGGUAGGGCACGAUGUGGUAUGGGCCUUAGAUACAAUGGGUCGAUUGUCAGUGCGUCGAGAAGUACAAUCCAAUGUUUUUCCCGAAGGAACUCAUUGGCAGACAUUACCUGCUAUGCCAAACGAUCCUAUUCAUAUAGAUAUGUCAGUAGUAAACGCUAAGCAAGGAUUUCGACAUGUAUCUGUUUCGAGGGAGCAAGGACAAGUUUGGGCAAUUUCGGGAGCCGGUAUUAUUUGUAGAAGAAUCGGUGUUACUUGUGAAAAUCCAGCUGGAACAGGAUGGGUAACCGGUAUAGGGGCAAACUGGCAAAAUAUAAGUCUUGGAGGACUUAUAAAUAAAACAAAAUAAUCUUUAUUUCAAUCACAUUAAAAUGGUAAUAUAAAACAAUUAACAAUUUUGUGAUUGCCUUGUAAAGUAUAUUAUUAUGUAUGUAUAAAUACAAGUAUGUAUGCUAAUACCAUCGCUAAUUUGUAGUCAAUAACCGUAAAAUAUGUAGGAUGAAUUAAUCAAUGCUAUCGCACAUUGGAAAUUUCUUCCUGAAUAUAAUGAGGCUA
This is a messenger RNA of Pogonomyrmex barbatus (red harvester ant), 4775 nucleotides long. RefSeq names its product tectonin beta-propeller repeat-containing peroxin 23 (gene Pex23). Gene Ontology annotation, molecular function: carbohydrate binding. The record is from RefSeq and is a predicted model, not a curated record. Lineage: Eukaryota; Metazoa; Arthropoda; Insecta; Hymenoptera; Formicidae. Gene Ontology annotation, cellular component: membrane.